Aspergillus pseudotamarii is the source of this 560-nucleotide messenger RNA. RefSeq lists its product as uncharacterized. Bases 45 to 254 code for a protein of 69 amino acids. NCBI's taxonomy places the organism in Eukaryota, Fungi, Ascomycota, Eurotiomycetes, Eurotiales, Aspergillaceae. The record is from RefSeq and is a predicted model, not a curated record. The transcript has a single exon.
AUACUGACGCAGCAAAGUCUAUUACAGGCAAUGGGGUCGAUUCAAUGGUCGCAAUAGAACUCAGAACAUGGUUGAUAAAAGAGCUUGGAGCUGACAUUACCAUGACUGAUAUUGUGGCCUGGGAAAGCUUGACUGAGUUGUCCGAGAGAGUGGUGAGCUUGAGUAAAUUUGUCCGUGAUUCUAAAGUAAUCUGCCAUUCUUCUCUUUCUCCUUUUGGUGAGAUCUCGAGCCAACGUGGGCUUGUGAUUAUGUGAACUACUUUUCAGAUAGCUUCAAAGCCUCUAUAUAGCUCAUGUGAUACAGAUACCAGGAUUUAGGAAUCAAGCAGUGCGUCAUAGUAUGAUUAGUCCCUCUGCUUAAUGAAAGUACGUUAAACGUCUUAUUCGAAUCCAUACGAUUAAUCAUCACCAAGCAUGUUACCAAGACAUCUUUUCUAACCUUUCAUUGUUGUCUCACUUAAAUUUCGCCCCUGCCGCCUGUUUGUGAGUCUCUUGCCCCUUUUCCCCCUCUUGUUUGUUUGUCUUUCCCCCUCCCCCUUCGUUAGAUUUCGAGCGAAGUUG